GCAUAAUCGGGUAUCCAUUCGUAAGGUACAUGCUACGUAUGCAGCAUGUACCAUCUAGGCCUCUAAGUACUUCGAGCACUUCUCUUAUCGGGUAUAUCGUGAAUAAAUACUAGUCAGGCAAACAACAAGGAUGCACAGUCCCAGACACAAAGCGGCACUCGUACACGCAAUCAAAACAAGACAGAGCGAACACAGAACCAAGGAAAACUCAUACCGCUGAUGGCAGUGAACAUGGAAUGUUAACGUCAUAGAAGACCGGGGUCCGGAGGCACAUGCGAUGUAUGUGGGGAACCAGAUAUAUCGGCGAUCGGGGAUAUCGUGAAGAAUGGUGAGACGACAGCGCACAAAACAAAGAUGCGCAUUGUAAUGUCCAGUAAUUGAAGAUGCAGAUGGUCAGUGCCCUUCCAGGACCUGUGGAUGAAGCGCGGGGGAACCAUGAUGUGAACUGUGAUUCGACCGUUUGCGCGGCGGAAGACUGCGAUCCUCGCCGCGUUCCCAAGGCCGUGGAUGUUUACGACCAGGAGAGUGAUCGACAGCCAUCCUGUCAGAACCGGGUGUGCUUGAACUUGCGCUCACGGUGCUCGGUGACCUCGGACA
This is a messenger RNA of Heterobasidion irregulare TC 32-1, 597 nucleotides long. RefSeq lists its product as uncharacterized. The transcript has 2 exons. The annotation marks the transcript as partial. NCBI's taxonomy places the organism in Eukaryota, Fungi, Basidiomycota, Agaricomycetes, Russulales, Bondarzewiaceae. The record is from RefSeq and is a predicted model, not a curated record.